AUGUCCAGAGACGUAGAAGAGCAGCUUCUCAAGCGCAAAGUCCGAAACCGGAAGCAGGGCGAGAUCGUGUAUCCUCUGGAAUAUUCGUUUGACCUGGUCAACUUCGACAUUUGGUACCAUAUGUUUCUUGUCGGGUGCCGUGGAAGCUUAACUAUGCACCAAUUCGACACUCCGCCGGAAUAUGUCUUGGAUUUGGGUUGUGGAGGUGGCCAUUGGGUCAUGGAAGCCGCCAAGCAGUGGCCCAACAGCAAAAUUACUGGCUUUGAUAUGUUUCACCUGUACCCGGACGCUCGCAAAAUUCGUAAAGAAUUUGAGAAACGCGUUUUCUGGCAGCAAGGAGAUUUUCUAGAAGGCCUUCCCUUCCCUCCGCAACUCUUUGAUUAUGUCCGCAUUGUUGGCAUUGGCCUUGGUGUACCAGAAGACGAGUGGCAACAUCUCUUGGAGGAAGUUUAUCGUGUCAUGAAGCCUGGUGCAGUAGUCGAGAUUGUAGAAGAAGAUCUCAUAUUUCCUUGCUCAACUUUUCGUCCUCGACAACCGUCGCAUCUGUCACAAGCUUCUUCCUUUCUUUCAGUGGCCUCAUGCUCAAGCUCGACAACUCUAUGCCCUGAAUCACCUGAAGAGCGGUGGCGGACCAUCUCAAGUGGGACAGCUAACAAAAUUUACAAGGCUUUGAAACUUGAUGAUCCGAAAAGAAAGUCCAUGGCUGUCGAUCAACUAUCCUCCAACAUCACCCUUAUUUCUAGUGCCGACUGCACGACAUCCAGGGAGCUUAAGCAUCCACAAGAUCAUACACUCUUGAAAGCGGCGUGGGAAGCCAUGCUUUCCCGUCGAUUUAUUCCGUCAAAGCUUCUCUCUGUUCUCCCAUUUUACAUCUCGAGCUCCUCUUUUGUCAACGUACAGACGUUUCCGCUCUUCCAAGUACCCCUUCCUCCGAAUAGCGGGACCGCUCCCCAAUUGAAACCACGACCCUCCCAUGACUCAUUCAUGCCUCUACGACGAGCAAACUCCAACAAUCCCUUCGACUUGAAGCCAUCCCCAUCAUCAAGGUCGAUGAAGGCAGAUGGAUUCUGUGUUCGUUCGACCCAGCUCGAUGCCCAACCUAGCACAUCACUUAGGGCACCUAUGCAUCUAGCCAAGACAUUCCACACCGUAAAAGCCUGUGAAGACGCCAUUUGGGAAGAAUAUGAGACAAUGUACCAUGACGAUCCAUCAUUACUUACAAAGCGAUACCUUUCCAGUCAGGAUGCUUCAACUGAUCCCUCCCCUCGCGCUUUCUUUGACGCGGACUGGCUCGAUUGGGAAAACGACAUGACGGACCGUAUUAGCAUGCGAAACCAUCUUGUCGGUAUCUCGUGGCCCGAAACCCCUGGGGACCGGCCAGACUGGCGACAUUGGAGAUCUAACUUGGAAAAUAACAAGUCUUCUCUAAACGGUCCUUCAGUAGAACCCACCGAUUCUGAAGAUCUAUGCAGAUCGAUUCGCGCUUUUGUGGCUUGGAAACCCAAGUCAUGA
Molecule: messenger RNA, 1512 nt
Organism: Laccaria bicolor S238N-H82
Lineage: Eukaryota; Fungi; Basidiomycota; Agaricomycetes; Agaricales; Hydnangiaceae
Exons: 8
Coding region: 1-1512 (503 amino acids)
Molecular function (GO): methyltransferase activity
Source: RefSeq, a predicted model, not a curated record